CAAGGCCGCGUUUGGCUCCUCCCAAUCUCAAUAAUUCGUGAUUUUGGAUUUUCUAAUCUUAGUCGAAUUUCCGAAAAUCGGAAAGAAAGAAAGAGGUCUUCCGCACCUCACGCGAUUUUUGGAAAUUCUAGUGAGAGUAGAAGCAUUUUUUUUUUCCUUCUCGCGGGGCGUGCCAAACGCGCCCAAAGUCGCUUCUUUUCUCUACUCACUCCCUCUUUCUCGCUCUCCAUGAUAGCUGAAAAAAGCAAUGAAUUACAUCUCAAACGCUUUCUCAAUUCUCAAUUUGGAUGCCGAAGAUGAUAAAGAACAGACGGCUGCUGCUGCUGACGCCACCGUCGAUGGAACAGAUGCUACUGUAUCAGAUAAGGGUAAGAAGAAAGGCAAAGGGUCUGGGAAGAAGAGGCUAGUCAAAAUUGAAAACAAUGACACACAAAGCCCGCCUUCAGAAGAGUUCAAGCUUCCUCUCGUGUGGAUUGAUCUGGAAAUGACAGGUUUGGAUGUUGAUGAAGACAGAAUAUUGGAGAUUGCUUGUAUAAUUACCGAUGGUAAUUUAACCAAAUUGGUAGAGGGCCCGGAUUUGGUGAUUCAUCAAACUGAAGAGUGCCUGGAUAAAAUGGGUGAAUGGUGUCGAAAUCAUCAUGGAGCUAGUGGUUUGACAAAGAGAGUGCUUCAAAGUACAAUCAGUGAACAAGAUGCAGAGAAACAGGUUAUAGAUUUCGUGAGAAAACAUGUAGGCACAUAUACACCUCUUCUCGCAGGAAACUCUGUUUAUGUGGACUUCUCAUUUUUGAAGAGGUACAUGCCGGGUUUGGCAGGUCUUUUCUCUCAUGUAGUUGUAGAUGUUAGCAGUGUGAAGGCUCUCUGUAUUCGCUGGUAUCCAAGAGAAAAUAAAAAAGCUCCUUCCAAAGAAAACAAACACAGAGCUAUGGAUGACAUCAAAGAAAGCAUCGUGGAACUCAGAUACUACAAGGAACAAAUCUUUAAAGGAUCCAAGUCAGGCCGCUAAUAACUUUUAAUUUUUAUUAUUUUUUUAAAAUUUCGUGAUUAUUCCUAUUUACUGGUGGGUGUUAGAAUGCAAUCAUGUGUUCCAAUAGUUUCCGAGCAUGAAUGCAUCACUGGCAAAGGAAAACUGGUGGGCCCCAAUUUAGGCAACCAUCGGAUGGCAAGGCUUUGUACUUGGGGGCCCUGGAAUGAAGAACUAUAGUCAUUUUCCACCUGUCAUUGAAUUGUAUUUGGGGUGACCAGCUUUUAAUAUUGUGUUUGAAGAGGUGCUUUAGAAGUAUUUUUCUCUCUUAACUAGCUAACUCAAGAAAAGAAAAGAAAGCUUAGAUGAGUGGAUGAUAUGUAUAUAUUGUCAGAAAUACAUAUCAGUUACAUUGUGUGGAACAUCACUGCUGUAGAUCCUUGUAUUGGUUUUUUUACUUCCCAUACUCUUUAAUGGUUGGUUUAUGGAUAACUAAAUGUCAACUGUCAAGCGGUUUCUUUGGUUC
Molecule: messenger RNA, 1490 nt
Organism: Magnolia sinica
Lineage: Eukaryota; Viridiplantae; Streptophyta; Magnoliopsida; Magnoliales; Magnoliaceae
Product: oligoribonuclease
Exons: 9
Coding region: 248-1006 (252 amino acids)
Cellular component (GO): mitochondrion
Molecular function (GO): nucleic acid binding; 3'-5'-RNA exonuclease activity
Source: RefSeq, a predicted model, not a curated record